Chilo suppressalis (striped riceborer) is the source of this 9516-nucleotide messenger RNA. Lineage: Eukaryota; Metazoa; Arthropoda; Insecta; Lepidoptera; Crambidae. The record is from the annotation of a GenBank genome assembly.
GGGUAAGGUAUGCGACACGGCACAUCCAGGAACAAAAGUGUGAGCGGGGUCCUCUCCUGGGCGGGCGGAAAAUAUUUCGCCUUACCCGCCCGCCCCCUAUAGCCCAGUCUACCUCAGAUCACUGCGGACGAUACUCGCGCGUGACACGUUCCGCUGCAGAACACGCGACGCGAAUUCCGUACCGUUUGAGAGUAACAGACAGUUCUCGUGUUACUAUCUCAAUAAAUACUACCGGUUUCUUUCGAACAAUAAUUGUGAUUUGAGUAAAAUCAGUGUAGUGUUUGUGAGGAGGACUUUGUUUCUGUGGAUGCUUGUUUUAGAAUGCCGUGGAGAGAGGUGAGGGGCGCGGGGUGAGGUGCAACGGGGCGCGAUGAGCGCUCCGGAGCCGUUCGUGCUCCAAGCACUGCAGGGCCACAUCCAUGGCGACGAUAAGUGGCCGGGGCCGCGGACCGUUAAGGUCUACGUGGCCUCCGUAUACAAUGAUUUUCUCGAAGAAAGGCGCCAAAUAUUGGAAAUGGUCGGGCCGGAGUUGCAGACGACGUACGACGACCGAUCAAUCGAGUUCGAGUUCGUCGACAUGCAUUAUGGCACCGAUGGUGGGGACGAGAACAAUCCCGCCCUGCUGCGGUACCAUCUCGACGAGAUACGCAGCUACAAUAGAACCUCCAAGGCUGGCUACUUCAUGUGCCUCGUCGGCGGUGACGCAUCUUUCUACCAGCCAGUGUUGCCGUUCAAAAUCCCCGAAGCGACCUUCGAACAACUGAUGAAGCCGGAUUCAGCACAAGCGGCCUUAGUCCGAGCCUGCUACAGGCUAAACGACGAGGGUGACUACCAACUGGAGGGCGACGACAAGUGGUACAGCAAUUUGCUAGAUCGCGAAGAACAACGGAACCGUUUGUGUGAAGUCCAGAAGGCGUUCAACGCUUUAGCGCUAGAAGCGCUGUCAGAUGGUGCCGAUAUCACUAACUUGUUGCAGAGUCCAGUGGAACUACAAUGUGAAUUAGCGCUAGAUCUAUUGAAAACAGGAAACCAUCCGAAAGGUAUCGUGGCUGUAAUCCGAGACAUAGUGGAGCCAGAAAGCGAUGACUCCAAGAUCACAGUAUUAGCGCACGGGAGAUUAAAAAAACUGAAGCAGAGACUAGAAGAUUCGCUACCCGACAACCACAUCGUAAGACUGGAGUCGCUAUCAGCAGAAUCUUCGCGGACAGACGCCGCGUCAGAUAAUGAGGAGAAACUUUCGCCCUUCAGGGAACAAGUUCAGGCCAUCAUUAGCUCGCUGGUCGACGACAGCCUGAGCACUGAACCCGACCAGGGCAAAGGAAGGAAAAAGACUGUACAGGAAGUAUUCCUGGAACACAUCACUCAUCUUAGGAUAUGUAUAGAACAUAAUAAAAUGUACAAAGUUACCGUUAAACAAAUCGAAGACACCGCCACGACUAUACUCAGUAACGCUAAGGAAAAUUAUGAUAAUCGAACACGCCAUACUCCAGUUUUAAUUUACGGCCCCGACGCUUCGGGAAAGAGCACUCUAUUGACACACCUUUACUUCAAAUGCGAAGAAAUAUUCCCGAAACCUGUGUUAAGGGUGAUUAGAUUUUCGGCUUCCACGCCUAGAUCGGCCUACAAUUUAGAGCUACUGCGAGUGAUGUGCCAACAGAUAUCAAUAAUUUUAAACAUUCCGGAGGGUUAUUUGCCGAAGGACGCGAGUUUCGAUCCUUUGUACAUAAACAAUUGGUUUCAAAGUUUACUGAGGAGAUGCGAAGACAUGGAGAAUGAAAUACUGUUAAUAUUUAUAGACAAUGUUCAUAGGGUUAAUCCUUUAGAAUGUGAUAUUGUGACGGGGCUGUCAUGGCUACCGAUGUCGUUGCCUCGGAAUGUGUUCCUUGUUUGUACGAGCGCUGUGUCUUUGGAGCAACUGCAGUUGACGCCGGCUCAAAAGGAGAAGUUUAAAGUUCAGAACUGCUAUUACUUAUUAGAUGCUAUUGAGGAAUCUGCCGAUAAUAAUAGCUACGGAGACUAUAUAGAUGGUGCCUUCGAUAAUUUAGAGUCUGUAUUCGGUACUAAGGCGUUUAGUAAACUAGCAAGUUACAUAACUUGUUCGGAAUUUGGGCUGACGGAGUUGGAACUACUGGAGCUUUUGAUGCCGACUAGCAACAGCGACGCAGUCAUAACAUUGAAAGACGCCAACUUCAACUUUUCUACUCUUUGCGUUGCCAAGUACAUGAUGAAAUCCUUGAUCACGGAGAGCGUAGUCUCAGGGCGAUGCACGUGGAGAUGGGCCGCGGGUGGUGCAGGUACGCGCGCUCGACGGCGAUACGUGCGGGUGCAAGCCGCUCUCAGGGACGCACACUCGGACUUAGCAGCCUUACACUUCGCACACUUCCUGAACGACGCUGAUGACACUGACACUUCUGAAGCGCAAGAGCCUGGGUGCGUAGAGGACGAUGACGCUCUUCUGGAUUCGACGCCAUUCCACUCGGCUAGCAGAACCGCUGCUGCUUUUACUCAGAGACACGUGGAAGAGUCAUGGUUGCAUCUCCUACUAGCCGGAGAUUUCUCCAAGCUGAAGGAUUUGACUGUCUGUAACUUCGACUUUCUACUCGCUGCUGUUCAAACGGUAACGAUAUCGUACCUGCGCUGCAUACUGGAGCACGUACGAUGCUACAUACUUGAUCGUGAUGUGGAGCUGGUGUACGGCGCCGUGAGGAAAUCGAGCGAUAUCCUCACCCGGGAUCCGAUGCAGCUGGGAGCUCAAAUAAUAGCGUGGUUGCGGCCAGCUGUGGCGAGGCGUGGAGUUCUGGCGACCUUGGUGACGGCCGCAAUGGCGUGGUGCGACGGUUACGACAAACCUCUUCUGGUACCCCUUAAUGGAUGGUUGCAACCACCGAUUGCUUCGACAGUGCGAGUUGUGUCAGUAGGCGGGUCUACUCCAGGCGCUGGUGCCAGGUUGCUGCAGCUCGCGCCUUCUGGGCAGCACCUGGUGCUGGCGCCGUCUGCUGGCGACCCACAGCUGUGGCACGUCAUGUCCAACUCCAGAGUUCACACGUUCAAAGGUCAUUCGGGAAGGAUACUUUGUAUGUGCGUGACUCGAGAAUCUCAAUAUCUCCUUACCGGGUCCGAAGACACGAGCGUCAUAGUUUGGGACCUCCACACACUGGCCGUCAAGACUAAAAUAUUGGAGCACAUAGCACCUGUACUAUGUGUGGCAGCUAUAGUGAAUCGUUCAUUGGUAAUCAGUGGAGGGGAAGACUCAGCUGUCAUAGUUACAUCCCUAGUCGAUGGAGCAUUGGUGACAAAAAUCGACCACCAUAGAGGUCCAGUGACUGCGGUGAAGGUAAUACAAGAUGGCGACAUCCUAGUCACCGGGUCCCAAGACGGAACUGUUUGCACAUGGAAUGUGGAUAACUUCACACUACUGAGCACCGUAACGGCUGGUGUACCAAUACAUGCGAUGGAUAUCACUGAUGACAACGUAUUCCUGAUCACACUUCAGGGCGAAAACGAACUGCAUCUGAGGACCUUCAUCACUGGAACCUAUUUGCAUAUGCUGAAGCGGCAUAAAGCUAAGAUAAAAUGCUUCUGCGUCGCACAUGAUUCAUCUCGAGCUGCUGUCGGUUGUGCCGAUCAGCGUAUCUACGUAUACAGCCUACAUAGUGGGCAACUCCUACGAACACUUGCUGCGGCUCACGACCUUGCCUCUUUAGCUAUUGCUGAUAAAGACCAUUUCCUAUUAGCAGCCGGCGGCAACAGGGUAACUAUCUAUUCAUUCCACACGGAAGACAACUUAACCAACUUCAGGCCAACGAAACAACUGAAGAGACGACAAACGAAAUCCACAACGAAUAUUACUUUGCUGCAGGCUGAACAAAGCGAACUGAUACCAAUCAGCUGCUUGGAAGUUUCACGGGAUGGACAGCUAGCGGUGAGCGGAUGUGCCCGCGGUCUCGUCAGAGUGUGGCAGCUUUCGACACACCGACUCCAAACCACUCUCAAUGGGCACAUAGGUCAUAUCACUUGCGUCACGUUCUCCCCAAACAACCUACUAGUUCUCAGUGGUUCAGAAGACAGAACAGUAGUUGUUUGGCAAUUGGCUGACAAUUCGCCGUCCUUGACAUACAAGGGUCAUUCAGCCGCAUUGCAGUCGUUGCUAAUGAUGUCGGAUGGACGUCGAGCAAUGUCUAGCGACAGGGCGCGAAAUGUGCACGUGUGGUUGGUCGAUUCGGGAAUCGUGUUACAUUCCACCACCGGUCCGUCAGCGAGCUUGAACGUGACAUUGAAUAUGAAGUAUGCUGUUUUAUCCGAUGGUGACAACUCGGUUCGUAUUUGGGCCCUCGCUGGUGGCGACAGCGGCGAGGAGAGGCGGUCCGUGUCACACGCGGAGCGGGUCACCUGUUUCGCGCUCACGGCCGACUCGCAACAUGUCGUGACGGGCUCCAUGGACAUGUCGCUUAAAGUUUGGAAACUCGACGGCGGCAAACUGUCCCAGGUUUUAGUCGGUCAUUCGGACAUAGUGACUUGUGUGGCGGUUUCUAUAACGAACAAAACUCAAGUAGUGUCAGGUUCUUGGGAUUGCAACCUCAUUGUUUGGGACAUCAACACUGGCUCCGAUCUCCAUUUGCUGUCGGGUCAUCUGGGCAAAGUCACUUGCGUCAAAGUCACGGGAGACGGGACUAUCGCCGUUUCUGGUGCGGAAGAUAAAACCCUCAUAAUCUGGGAGACGAAACGAGGGCUAGCCCUAACUUCGUUGGCUUUGCACGUGCCUUUACUGGGCUUCCAGAUUACCAGCGAUUGCUCCAGGAUAGUUGUGCAUCUUCUAGACAGGGGAUGUCUACCUAUUAUAUGUCUACAUAACACGCCUGCUACUUAUGUGAAAAUACCAACUUAUGCAGCACCAACUAAAGAUGUAGAUGAAUUGAGGCCGUUAGCUCCAAAGAGGCCGAUGAGGCGGCUUCUGAAGAAGGAGGUUUCCUUAGACACUUACACUUGGCAGAAGAAAUAUGGUCAUCUUACUUCGGCGGCUAUGAUGGCACAAGUAGACGAACGACUCAAACGACGAUUUUCGGUAUCAGCAUCCAUGGAAGAAAUCUCUAAAAUCCAAGAAGCUAAAAAUAAAGACUUGGGCUCCCAGGUGAGCUUAGGCCCUGAAGAGGCAGCCAUAGCGCAGUCACAGCACUUCGAUCAACUAGAAGCCUUAUGGAACAAGAUAUCUCCCCCGAGGCGCCGCUCCAACAAGUCGUUAUCAAAACAAAGCUCUUUAAUUGAAAGAUUUGACUCUUCGGACGAAGAGCACACGCCUGUCGAAGAACAAGAACACAUGGUCGAGUGAAGAAGAUUGGAUUAUGUUGACGAAAUCUAAAGUUAUUGUUGUAUUGACCUCAUUAGUUUAAGUUGUUUUUUAGACUUUAAAGAGCGGGUCUCGAUUUUUAUUUUCUUUAUUUAUAGUUAAUUUGUUUAGGUAUAAUAAUUGCUAACGAAAUAAUUUAUAAUGGAACUGGGUUAUUUUGUGGAUCAUAUUGUGUCCUUCUCUUACUUUCGAAUGAUUUUAGUGAUAUGCUUUAGCCAUAGUUAAGUUUGAUUAUUGUCUUAUUUUAUGUGUUACCAAUAAAUUGGAUAGUGAGUUACGAAAAUCCUCAUUGCUAAUCUAAUGUUUUUGAUGUCACGUCAUUUCUAUUCAUGAUUCUUCCGUGCCUUUUGGAAAACACAUUUUUAAUCUUAAGAUUAACAAUGGAAAUAAAUUUAAAUUAAAACUUAAAAAAUUUCAGUACUUUUGUUAAAAAUGUUGAAGACACUGAUAAAUUUUGUUCUUUUUUGCGCAAUUUGUUUUAUCCGCAAUAGGUUCCAUUUCCAUUUAAUGAUAAAAUAAAACUGGACAGUCUCCAAAUGGAACCAUUUGCUAAUAAGUCAAAUUGUGUAGCCCUAAACGUAGAAAAUGUAAUGUAUAUUUUGUCUUUCAUAUUGACAGAAUUAUCCGUUACUUACACAAACUUUGUUCAAAGUUGUUAAGUAAAGAUUUUUCUGAAUAUAAAAACAAAGGAUAAGUGGCGGUGGUCCCUUAAGGCUUCUUUGUAUAAAUUAUCAUAACUUAUUCUUAGAGCUCCAGCCUCUCGCAAUGUGAUCGUCUAGGCGUAGGCUUUUAUUAUUCAGGAAACUUUUUGUAAAAAGUGUGUUUUCGCUUCGGAUAACCAAAGAAAACAUAAUACAAUACUUCAUUGAUAAACGCUUCGUUCCUUCAUAAUUUAUAGCUAAAUCUAUCAACUGAUGAAUACUUUGAUGAUAGCACAUAAUGCAUGCAAACUUUUUUUUUUCUAUUUGCAGCUAUUAAAAUAAUGAAUAUUUUAUUAACCCAAAUUGUUGGUUGAACACGCGGUUACGUAUGACAAACAUAGUUUUUAAUUACCCAAUUACUAAAAAAAUAUUUUUUGAACCAAUUAUUACGUUUAAUAACUUGUAUGUAUAAUUAAAGUCACCACUAAAAGUUACUUCGGUAACUUACAGGCAUUAUCCCCUAAUAAAAUAUUAAUUUAAUCAAACAUUUUUUUAAACCUAUUUCGUUUCCGUUUAGUAGAUAUUUAAUAAUUGAAGGAAUUUUAAAAUAAUACUAACUUAGAAUAAAGAGACAAGUAGUUUACUUGCUUAAAACAUUAACCUUCAAAAGUGAGUAUUUAUGUAACCUUUCAUUAUUUACUCCAUAGAUAGAGCGUGGCAGCACAGAUGCGUUGAAAAAAAUAUCAUCCACCUGGUGGGUUUUAAUGUUUUAAAAAAAAGUAUAGUAAUUUUGACCAAAUGACAUAUGUUUAUUUUAUCAUUAAUUGUACGAAGAAUUACACCAUUAAAAUUAUAUUUUAAAGUCGUAAAGUUUACAAUAUUGUAAAACAAAAGUUUUGCGUCACAGAGGCUGAAUAAUAUGUCAAAUUUUAAAGGAAAAUAAUAUGAAACUACUGAAUUCAGGGUAUUAACAUCUUAAUUUAUAAAAACAAAUUUUGCUGUUUACUAUAAUAUUAUCAUGAUGUUAUAUCCGUUAUAAACUAGUUAAAAUAAAUAUUCGUAAAAAGAAGUCCUGGUAUAUAUUUUUUUUACAGACAUCUAGAGAGUAAAUAAUCAAAGCAUGUUACAUGGUUUUCUCUUAAUUUUUGAGCGUUUCAAAUCUUUGUUGUAAUUACAGAAUCUUGCCAUCCCGAUUUCAAGAAGAGAAGUACUGAGUACUGUUUCGUAGUAAUAAUUUGUAAAUCUAGCAGGUUCGCCAUAAAAAAAUCGACAACUCCAGCAGAUGCCUUCCUACCUAUAAAGUGUAGGCUACCACCGAAAGCAAAACCAACUAGUUCAUUGAAACUCAGGAACCAAGCAAAGCUAUUUUCUUAGCUUUGCAGUUAAUUGAAAUGGAUUAUGAACAUACCGGGUUGCCGCUCAAAUUGAAGCGGCCACCUGGGGGAGUUACCUCCAUCGCAGUGACAUAGCCCAUUUCGAUAAUGUUUUGUUUCUGUCUCUGAGUAAAGUCCACUGUGCACUAUCUAUCUUGCUGGAACCAGCAUGCGGGACAGGCCACCAUGAUUUAAGAUAUUUCAAGCCUAGCGCCUUGUAUACUGGAUCUUCUGCUCACGACUCAUCCACAGGGCUAUCUGGUUGUGGUAAGAGCCCCACUGGGCUCGUCGGAUCCCUGCCUGAUUUCAGCCAAAGCGCCACAGACUAAACCUUCGCAUCCAGCGAUGGUCAAACCGGAUCUGCCUCUAUGGGUCGGUAGAUUGUGACGUUACGCUUCAUUUCUUGGCGUCCAUCCCUUGGAAGCAGCGCUGCUUCAGUGACAGGAACCUAUCGGUUGCUAUUACUGAGGAAAUUGUUGGAUUAGCAAGAACUUGGUUGAGUUCAAUGCUAAGAAAACCCAGGGCUGCGCUUCCGCGGCAAAAACGUCGCCAUUCCUUUACUCAGAGACAGAAACAAAACACUAUCGAAAUGGGUUAUGUCACUGCGAUGGAGGUAAGGUUUCCAGAGCUCUAUGGGAAAGGAACGGGUUCUGGGUAGGCAAGGCAACGUGUGAGUAUGAGUAGAUAGUUUCCUCACUAUGAUAUUUCAGCAUCUUUACCAUAAGUUAGGGUUCACUUAUCGGAAACCUAUGCACUAGUGUGGCUACAUAUGCCACGAAGUGAAGCGAACUCGUUUCGCUCUCGGUAUGGUCUGCGCUUCACACAUAAAAGUUGCAACAACUCAAUCGAUAGUCUUAUUAAUAUAUUACGUAAUAGACUCUCCCUGUUUUAGUAAUACUUAUAAGAUAUGUAUGUAUUUUAAGUGAGGACAAAAAUAUUUAACAUCUCCCAUUUAUUAUUGAAAUAAUCUGACAUAUUAAAUUCUCGUGUCACAGAGUUUGUAACAAAACUUCUCCAAAACGGCUUGACCGUUUCUUAUGAGAAUUUCGUGUGUAUAUUCAGUAGCUUUGUGACUAGGACGUAAACUAUUUUUCAAUACCCCUAAGUGAUAGGGUCUAAUCCAUUGAAUGUUUAUGGACAAAAAAAAUUAUUAGUUUUUUUUUCUGAUUCGACAUUAAAAAGUACAUACAAUCCUUAAUUUUACCAUUCUACCACCAACCCCUAUUUUUAAGGAGGUACUAAGUUUGCUGGGUCAACUAGUAAUAAUAAUAUAAUACUUGUAGUCCAAGAUCCCAAGGCUGCCAGGCCUUUAUUUUCUGAUGGACACAAUAUGGAUAAUGGAGUAAUUUUAGUGUGUGUAAUGAGCGUAUACAUACGCACUAACUUGUGCUGUGGGCUACUUCUAAGGUAUAAGGUGGCAAUUAAUACUGACAGACAUCCAAUAUUUAUUGCCAGACACUUCAAAUAUCAAAAGCAAAUCCCAAAAUAUAAAAUAUAUACAACUCGAUUAUCUGUAUAUUUUGUCCACCAGGAAAUAAAGUCUGGCAGGCCUGGGAUCUUAAUCUAUUAGAAAAAUGUAUGUAUAUUUCAAAUAUUGGAAACGAUAUCUCAACUUGGUUUAUGAUGAACUAAAGUAUUUAUUAAAAAGAUAUGGUAUACCAUAAUUUAGCGUAAAAUGUACCUAAAUCUUCAAUUAAAGCAUUAAUUGGCGGAAAUUAUGUCUCAAUUGCAUAAUGUAUUUAAAUAUUGAUGAUAUUUUUGUUAUUUAAUUUUUAUUAUUGAGCUACUUUUUCAAUCUUCGAUAUAACAUUAUGUCCGUUAAGUUUUCUCACCACUAGUGGACAUAAUCUCCCCCAUUAGUGUUUGAAUAGUGUUUUCCAAACUGUGAUCCCCUAUAAAGACUUCUAUGUAAGUACUCAAAAUAAUCAAUAGAGAACCUUACUAUAGUAAUUAUAAGAAUAAUUUAAUGUCUAAUUGUAAGUGUUUAAACUCAGACGUUGACACUUUUAUAUGACCCUUUUACAAGGGAUUUGGAUGUCCUUUAAUUAAAUGCAGUUGCAAGGAAACUUAAUUUUUAACACCUAGAAAGGAUUAAAGUAGUGACUAGAUUAAUAAAUGUAAUGAUUUCGUCAAACGCAGUCGUCAUUGUAUUUUAUCU